Molecule: messenger RNA, 778 nt
Organism: Ceraceosorus bombacis
Lineage: Eukaryota; Fungi; Basidiomycota; Exobasidiomycetes; Ceraceosorales; Ceraceosoraceae
Source: the annotation of a GenBank genome assembly
AUGCGAAUGGUGAGUCGAUGCACUUCUCCUCCCAGGUACCUCGAGCGCGCCUGACAAAGGUCUGCCUGUCCUUUCCACAACUGCUCGUCCGCCAUGCAGCUAGAUGACAAGACAUCAAAUGACGUCGAAGUGUCCAAGGGAGAUCAGGACUCCAUCAACAAGUUUUCGAGAUUGAACAAUAAGAGCGCAGAUCUCGAACAAAGGCUGGAAAAGCUGCGGGACGAGAAGGAGGCUCUGAGCGAUGCUGUAGCAGAGCUGGAGUUGCUGGAGUUGGAUGAGGACGAAGACGACCUGGAGGAGGGCGAUGAUGGAUUGGAAGAGGACGCGAAAGAUGAAAAGGCGACAGGUGGAGCUUCAGAGGUUGGCAAAGUUAUGUGAGUCGCAGAUGCGCAGACUGAAUCCUUUGCCGCACACGCAGUCCGACUGAAGACGAGAUCCAACUCACGCGCCCGAUCACGUUCCGGGCUCAUCUUGUGCUACAGGUUCAAAGUUGGUGACGCAUACAUGCACCUCAAGCCAAGCGAAGCCGUUGAAAUGGCCAACGUCGAGUCGGAAAGGCUGACAGCCGAGGUCGAGAAGCUAGCAAAAGAAAAGGCGUCUUGUGAGGAGGGUAUGAGAGAAUUGAAGGUCAAGCUCUACGCCAAAUUUGGAGAUAACAUCAGUAAGUCCCGUUUUCUGGCCAAGGAGAACUUUCUGCUUGCACGUCAGGCCCUUUCCAUUCAAACUCGAUGCUGAACGAUCUUCGUAUGCUGCCUUUGCUGCAGACUUAGAGCGCUGA